AUGCAGUCAUUCACACCCCUCACCACCGAAAACAAACCCUCCACCUCCCUCCACCAAAGAAGCAAAUACCCCCCCGCCAGCACCUCCACCUCCUCCCCGCUCAGCAACACCGCAAGCCCAAUGUCCGUCCUCCAGCCCUCCCACAACACCACCGCCUCCCCAGCAGACUGUCGAACCUCCUUCCUCUCCAUCAUCACCCCCGCCCUCCGAUUCUCCUUCGACCUCGCCUACACCACCCAACUCCUCUUCACCAUCGCCCUCUCCUUCCUCCUCGCCCACGGCCUGUAUGCCACAAAGGUCCUCGCCGUGAAUGCCUACCACGCCUCGCGGAUCUUCCUCAUCAACGCCUGGCAUACCCUCGUCUUCGUGGCUAUCAACCUCUUCUUCGCCUCGAGGGUGGUGGGGAUCAAGACGCUGCAGGCGCUGGGCGUGGCGACGGUGUUUAGCUUGCGGAGUGGGAGUGCGGUGUCGGGGCAUGGGUGGGUGGCUGCGAGUACGGCGCUGAAGAUGGCGUGGAAGAAGACGGAGAGGGCGAGGGCGAGGAUGUUUUUUGAGUUUAUGGUUUGGUUGCUGCAUCCGUCACCGUUGGUGUUGUUUAUUUUUUGGCCGGGGUGGAUUUUUGUGUUUAUGGGGAUGGGGUAUUAUUAUUACUGCUGA
Pseudogymnoascus destructans is the source of this 657-nucleotide messenger RNA. RefSeq lists its product as uncharacterized. The transcript has a single exon. NCBI's taxonomy places the organism in Eukaryota, Fungi, Ascomycota, Leotiomycetes, Thelebolales, Thelebolaceae. The record is from RefSeq and is a predicted model, not a curated record. Bases 1 to 657 code for a protein of 218 amino acids.